AUGUCUCCCGUCAAGGAUGAGAAAGCCUUUAUCAAUUCGUUGGAACGCCUCUUCGCAUCUGAAAGCGAUUGGAGUCUCAUUGGACCUAAAGAUGGUAUAUAUCGUGUCCGCUCGUGGGUUAUAAAGGAUAUCGUUAAGGAACUCCGAAAAAUGGAAAACUCGGGUCUGGAGCCAGAACGCAAGUAG
Fusarium venenatum is the source of this 186-nucleotide messenger RNA. The record is from RefSeq and is a predicted model, not a curated record. Lineage: Eukaryota; Fungi; Ascomycota; Sordariomycetes; Hypocreales; Nectriaceae.